Anopheles coluzzii is the source of this 3666-nucleotide messenger RNA. RefSeq names its product TM2 domain-containing protein almondex (gene amx). The transcript has 4 exons. The record is from RefSeq and is a predicted model, not a curated record. Bases 90 to 854 code for a protein of 254 amino acids. NCBI's taxonomy places the organism in Eukaryota, Metazoa, Arthropoda, Insecta, Diptera, Culicidae.
AACCCGCUGUCAAACGAAAAGCCCGAAAGCUCGCAGCGCGCUGCAAAUUGCACCCAAAACGUAAACAGAUAAAUUUCUUGUCCGGAAAAAUGUUUCCCACCCUGCUGUAUGGCCGCUGUGUGCGCUUGAAUUGGAAAUCGGUUGUGUUUUUAAUGAUGUCGCUAAUCCUGUCACACAUUCGCAUCACCCAGUCGUCCGUUAAUUCCAACAAUCCUGAGGUUACUCCCACCAAGCUCGAAAAAAUCAGCUCCGACACGGACCGAUCGGCUGUAACCAUCAACUCGAGUUCGAAAUCAUCCUCCGACACUAGCCACUGCCCGAACGAUACGCUCUGCACCGAUCUGCCCAACUCCUGCCUGCAGUGCACGUACAACCCGCAGUGUGUGUACGGGGCGGAGAUUAACGUGACCUGCGUGCCGAAAACGAACGUGCUGUGUCACGCGGACCGGCUGAAGACGGCGGCCCAGAACGAGAUCAGGCGCACGAUGGUGUGCCGGUACUGCUACCAGACGGAGCGCUGGGAGCACGGCUGCGAGCAGAAGGGUGGCUGCAACUCGAUCGACUCGCAGUACAAAACCAACUGCACCGUGCACCCGGAGCUGCUGUGCAUGGGCCAUCGCACCUUCAUGAAGAAGAUCCCGUGCAACUGGACGCAGGGCUACCGGUGGUCGACCACACUCAUCCUGAGCAUCACGAUCGGCGGGUUCGGGGCGGACCGGUUCUUCCUCGGCCACUGGCAGGAGGGCAUCGGGAAGCUGUUCAGCUUCGGCGGGUUGGGCGUGUGGACGCUGAUCGAUGUGCUGCUCAUCUCGCUGCACUAUCUCGGCCCGGCCGAUGGUUCACUGUACAUCUGAGCGAAUAGUAGCAGCAGCAGCAGCACCAGAAGCAACCAGUAGAAGCAAUAAUUGUGAUACAGCAGUGGCGUUAGUAUUAAACACAUAACCACGCGAAGGAAGGAUUAAAAUUUUACGAUUUUUUUAUUGAUUUUUUCUGGGUUUUACAAGUUUCGACAUUGUUUCCGUGUCUUCUGCUCCAAAACACGCUCCCUCUCUCUCGCUUCGCUUCUUCGCAGCUUUACACGUUCCAGACCGAGUGUGUGCCGCGGCCACGGCUUCGAACAAUCCGUACAGAGGCGCGCGCGCGUGUGUGUGUGUGGUACACGGUGGCAUCACUUCCCGCCAAGGAAACCAGUUGUUCCCAGUGGGGGGACUAGAGGAUACACACCAGCCAGUACACACACACACACACACACACCACGAUGCACACGGUCUGCUCCAGGCCGCGAGUCCGCACGCACGCACGUGGUCCAAUGAAACGUAAUCGUCAUCUUGCGCGAUGUUUAAUGCAUUUUAGAAGAUGUUGUUAAAUGACGUUCAAAAGAAAAUGUUGAUGUGUUGUUUAAACACAAUCGCCUCUCGGGUUCUUUUUUCUGUUGUUCCUUUCUCUCUCCUAGCUAGCUUUCGGGGUCACAUUUGAUGUUGAAUCUGUCUCUCUCUCUGGACUGAAUCUUAGUCCCUCCGUGGGUUGUGUUCCUCCACUACCGCUUGCCGUAUAUGUGUAUGCUGUGUCGCUGUUGUUUUCUCUUUAGAGUUAUGUUGUAUCAAUCGUUCACACUACUGUUUUCAUUGCUUAAACAUUAAUAAUGCGCUUCUUGCGUUUCAUUUCAUAUUUUUAAGAGGAUGCGUUGCGUCCAUAUAGCUUGUAUGUGUAUUUGUUGUUUUGCUUCAUCGAUUGGGUAGCGCUCGUAUUUGUUUCUUUGCAUACCGAUUUUUUAACUCCACCACCUGCGCGCGUCUCGUUCUAAAACAACAACCGGGUGGAUUUUGUUAGCUGUGUUCUUCUACAGUUCGCGUUCAACAUACUACAUUGCAUAUUGUUUUAUAUGUUUUACAUGCUGUUUUUUAUGAAUAUUCCAUAGUACUUUGCUGUUCUUGUGUUAUCAUUAAAUGUAUGCUGUUCUUCACUAGAUCUUUCUCUUCUUAUCUUUCUUGUUGUUGCGGGUACUUGUCGCACACAGGCAAACUGGCCCCUUUCCUUCCUUCCUUUGCUUGGCAUAUUAAAGUCCAAUCCUUGUCCAUUACUACCUUGUUGCAUUUUCUUACUUCUUUCUUUUUCUCGCUCCUUUUAUUACACCUCUAGUACAGGUAUUGUUCUUCUAUGUAUGUGUGUUUGUUUGCUUGGGGUUUCCUUAUUUAAUGUUGGAGUUUGCUUGCUUAUUUAUUUCUUCAUUAUUUUUUGAAAUAUAGUAGAGUUGUUUUGUUUUGCAUUUUGUUGUAUGCAGAUUUUCUUGCUUUCCUCUCUUCCUUGUCUUCUCUCUCCGUGUUGCUUCGUUUGUUAUUUGCUUAUGUUGUUUAACUCUUGUUAUCGGUUAACUAAAUAUAUGUGUAUGUUGUAUGUUCCUUUUUUUCUUAGUUUCAUUUCUGUUUCAAAUUGAUAGUUUAAUAUAAAGAAGAGGGUGGAAAACGCACACACACACACACUCGCACACUUUCUGGUGGCAAACCGAUGUUUUGUGUUUAAUGCUACACAGAAUGCUGCGCGCUGUGUGCCUGCGUGAGAAUCUAUUGUAAUGCAAUCGUUUAAAUGUGUGUUACUGUUUUUUUCUCUGUUAUUUCAAAUUCAAAUAAUACCACACGCUUCUUUUUCGGCUUUUCACACUCCUUUUGCUUUCUAAGAGUGACAGCAGCUCAAGCAGUGGGUUUUUUUUCUUUUUAAUAGAGUUGUUAUACACUGCUUUCAAUUUCACUCCUCUUUUCCUCUAAUACCAGCGCUCGCUUACAGACAAUAAAUGUGUAUUUUGGUUGUAUGAAUAACUUGCAAUCCUUGUUAUUUGUGUGUGUUUUUUUUUUUCUUACUAAAUUUCUUCUGUAUGCCCAUUUCUCGGUCUUGAACUUUCACACAUGCACAUAAUUCAUCAAAAUCGAGGAAAUGGUAAAACACAGGAAAAACACAAACCUUAUCUAGUUUCUAAUAAAAUUUGCCUCACGCGCAUGAGUUCCCAGUGUACCUGAGAGGAGAACGAAGAAAAGGGCUCCCCGACUGUUCGACUUGCUGUUCCAUGCGCCAACGGAACUACUCACGUAUAUGCGGGCGCUCGGUUUGGGGCUCGGUUGAUAUUGGACCUCAAAAAUCCCCAAAACCAGGAGCGCACAGGUACCACCAUCACACAACACGCGAUACGAUCGAAAGACCCCGAUCGAAUGCUAAAAAUAUCCUCUCGCCGUUCCACGACGCACGGCCACACACGCAAGCUAUGGGGGGGGUUUCGAGCAAUGGCUGUCUAUUUUCGAACCGAGAACGAGCGCGCGCGCGCUCUCAUGCUCGCGCCGCCUACUGUUCCUUCGAAUAGAAAUGCCUGAUUAGCCACGUUUGUUCAGAGUCUCAAUACCAGCCGGGAGACGGCAGCAACAGUAGCCCUAUCAUCAUCCCUCACGAUACACCGUCGAAUAUGAUAGAUGCGCGUGAGACAGCAUACAGAGGGCUAUGUGUGUAUGUGUAUGCAGUGCGCUAUUAUAAUAAAACAAACAAACACUACAAACUGAUUUUAAAAGCAAUAGAAUCCAAUUAAACACCUUUUUCUUUGUACGAUCUUAAGCUUAAGGUAAGGAUGUAGCGCUAUCUAAAAAUGGUUUCAAAGCCGGGCCCGGAUUGCUGGGGGGGGGGAGG